UUCUUUCCCACAGCGCCCGCGCGCGCUGGCAGCAGGUGCGUCGCCCUUGUGGCACCUUGACCGUUGGCGCCCGGAAAUACUUUCCGGCGCGCAUCUUCCCACGGCGCGCAGCUACUAAGGCCGGGCAUGGUGCCCGCCCAUGCCGAAACAUGGGCCGGGCUCUUUUUAUUUGGUUUUGAAGCGGCGCGCAGCGAUUCAAUGCUGGCGCCACCCUCCCCACCGGAACACCUUCACCGAGCAGCCCCCUCCCCGGCGGCCUUCGCCGGGGGGUGGCUGGUUUUUGUUAAUGGACGUCGUCAACGAUUUCGGUUGAAAGCUGAGCUUUCUUCUCGCGGUGUUUUUUGUUGA
Messenger RNA from Amoebophrya sp. A120, 348 nucleotides. NCBI's taxonomy places the organism in Eukaryota, Dinophyceae, Syndiniales, Amoebophryaceae. The record is from the annotation of a GenBank genome assembly.